AGCCGCGAAGUGGGCGGUGGGUGGAGCCCCCGCCCCGGCGCCCCCGCCUUGCCCCGGCUGGGGGUCUUACCGUCGCACUUGCUUGGCGGGCUGGGCCCGCUCCCCUGCCCUUGGCUGCGCCGCCCGCUCAGCUGGCUUCCUCUUCCGCGGCCUGGAGGCGGAGGCUCCUCCACGCGGCCCAGCCUGCCUUGCCUGGGCAGCCGGGCUGUUCUGAUCUCCUAUGUCGGAGGAGACGGCAGCGGGCGCGGGGCCGGGGGGCUCCGGCUCGGGGCUCUGCUGGGCCUCGCUCUUCUCCUGCCUCAGCCUGGCCUGCUGCUAUGUGGGCAGCCUCUACGUGUGGAAGAGCCACUUGCCCAGGUGAGUGGAGGAGAGCCGAGAUGCGCCCCCGUGGGGGGAAAAAAGCCCCGCUCGGCUCCCCGCCGGACCAGGCGCGCUGCGUCUUUCGCUCGCUCCGACCCCAUCACCCACCCGCGAAGUCUUUGCUCGCAGGUUCCCUUGAAGCGUCUAGGCUCCCUGGAGGAGGGGGGAACCUUUCCCGCUCUUUGGGGGCUGGACGGGGAGGGGGUUGCACGAAAACGCCACGGCCCGAGCAAACGGGAGGCGAGUGCUCCAGGUGAGGCAGAAGUUGCUCUGAGAGUCAGCUGCAACAUUUAAUGCACUGGGAAAGAUUGUAAAAUGAGUGUCGUCGUCGUCCCCCCCCCCGAUCCGACGCUGCACUCCAAACGUGGGCGCUUAAGGUAGCCGGGCUUCUUUGAAGUCCGCGCUCAGCUAUGAACGCCCGUCUGCAAUGGGUAGCAAGAACUUCUGGGAGUCAGUAAUAUCCAGGAGCCUUUGCUGGCGUAGCCGGGCCCCCCUCCUGCACUAUAUAACUUUGCUUAUAUAAUCGCUUUCUUCCUGGAUUGAGACAUGGGUCAGGCAAGAGUCUGUGGGUUUCUUUGCAAACUCUUCAACGGGCAGGAAGCUUCGCGUUGAAUGGGGGAAGCUGUUGGGGGUUCCUAUCCCAGGGUAAAAAAAUUAUGUAGGAAAUAAACCCUGUGAAUACUGUAGCUGUGCUCCUGCUGCAGUCUUGCCUUGUGGGGAUUUGCAUCUUUGCCGGGUGGGCAGCCUCAGCCAGGGCCUAGAGGUCCAGCUCUUGCAGCUUCUCCUGCUGGGCCUUUCUCCUUCCAGGGACCACCCAGCUGUCAUCAAACGGAGGUUCACCAGCGUCCUCAUUGUCUCCAGCCUCUCACCCAUCUUCAUCUGGGCCUGGAAAGAGGUGACAGGCAUUAAGGUGAGAUCAUGGCCAGGUCUGGAAAAUGCCUGGCCAAAAUAAGCAGGUGAUUUCUGUCACUUCAAGCUUCUUUAAUUAAUAAGGUCAUUUAUAUGCCACCUUUUAAAAUCUUAAAAUCAAAACAAUGAAACAUACAAAACGGUCAGCAUUUAAAAGCCAGAGAGUUUAAGACGCUGAAGGCACUAAAAUGUUUUUAAAUAUCUGGGUAUUUUUUGAAAAACCAAAACUUACCUGGUUCCUAAACAACUUGGGUGUGGGUUGCAGCACAGUAGAUGCAAAGUAGAGCAUCUACUUUGCAUGCAAAAGGUUUAGGUUCAAUCCCUGGUAACUCCAGUUACUGAGCUGGAUGUGGGCUGGUACCAUUUAUGUGCACUCAGGUUGGUACAGGAGGAGGCUGUUGGGUCCUCCUUGGGUCCUAAGCUGUUUAGGACUUCAGUGGGUGAGCACCAGCCUUUUGAAUUGGGCCUGGAAACAAAUAGGCAGCCAGUGACAUUCUUUCGAAACUGUUUUGGUGAUCGGCAUGAUCAGUGCCAUCCAAAACUCUGGCUGCUGCCUUCUCCCCUCGUUCCUGUUCCGAUGCCUCUGCUGUGCCCCUGUACAUUUUGGAAUGAUCGUUUGUAUAGUAUUAUGGGGGUGCCUCCAUCACCACCACUUCUCAGGCAUCUGAGCCUGUGAAGACUACGUAGGAUGGUAUUGGAACGGUGUGACAUUGUUUACAGUAAGGCUUUUUAUACCGCUUGUAUGAUGGAAACCAUCUACCGUCGCCCUAACGGAAAAGAAAAUUGUCCUGGGGGACAGAUUGUCAGUUAUGUAAGAGUGUCUGGAUGUGUGCGGUGUCUGAUUUUAGCACAAUGUUAGAACUUUGCAUUCAGGAAGGCACCAUGCUAUUUAAAUCACCCUUUAUUCAGAACCAUGAGGGCUGGAACCUUAAUUUAUUUUUAAGGGAAGAACCAUAGCUCUCUGGUAGAGCACCUGCUUUGCAUGCAGAAAGCCACGAGUUCAAUCCCCUGAUAUUUCCAUGCAGAAAGACCCGUUCUGAAACCCUGAGGAGCUGCUGCCAGUCACUGCAGGUGGCAGUGAUCUGAAUGAGCCAGUGGUCUGACUUGAUACCCAGUGGCUUCCUGUAUUCCUAUGCCUCCAGUUGUGGCUUGGCUUGCUUGUGCAAGCCAUUAUACAAACAAGCAAACCUCAAAGCUGUUUACAAAAAGAUAAUAGAAUCAAGGAAAAAAUACAAUACGUUAAAACGUACACGAAGUUAAAAUACUAAACCGAGUUAAAAUUCACACCGGCAUUUCUAAGAGCCCGGGUAGGUUUGCCUGAACAAUCAUGUUUUUAGGUGGCGCCAAAAAGCUGUCAUGAGCUAUUUGUUAUGUAAGCACCAGGACAGUGCCCCAGUGGGGAGCCCAUAUUUAUUAGUGUGUAUAAAGGAUCCUAGGUUCAGUUUUUAGUAUCUCCAGUUAAAGGAGCUCCAGUAGCCCAGGGCAGUCAGGGAAGACAGUCCUCAGCUGGGUAGACCUGUGGCGAGAAUUGAUGUCCGGUUGUGCUUUGUAACUUAUAUGCAUUGCACCAUUGCAAGCUAUGGCAGAUUAUUGCCAGGGGGGCGGGAUUUGUGCUUCCCCAGGGCUAAUGAAGGCGUUUCCUCUUCUGCUCAGCCAGAUGCAUCCCUUCUUGCCCUGAUGGGCUUCCGGCUUGAGGGCAUUAUACCAGCAACCGUGCUGCCUUUGCUGUUAACCAUGGUAAGUGCAGCUCUUGAUCAGCCAGCGCUCUGCUAGGAUUCAGCAGGGCUCAUUUACUCCCACAUAUUUAAGCCGUUCUCCCUUCUGGGGACCAUAUACAAGUGCUGGGUGAGACCAGUGUAGGGCGCAAUUAAUAUACAUUUUACCUUUGUACAGCCUUACACUUCACCCUAAGGUCCCACCGCAGGUUACAACAUUAGGACGCAAUAUUAAAAGCAGUUUAAAGCAACUUACAACCCCCCAAAUAAGGUGGGUCCUAAAGAUAUACACCUCAAGUUUCAAAAGCCAGAGUAAAGAGGUUUAAAGGAUAGCUCUGUCGGUAGAGCAUGAGACUCUUAUUCUCAGGGUCGUGGUUUUGAGCCCCGUGUUGGUCAAAAGUUUCCUGUGCUUCAGGGGGUUGGACUGGAUGACCCUCAUGGUCCCUUCCAACUCUACAAAAAUAGGACAGAGAACUUUUUUGAUGGAGGGCAAUCUCCACUCAGUGCACUUCAUUUCAAGAAAGAUGAAGUGGAAAGGCUGAAGAAUAGUUACGGAGACUGGGGUGGAAUAGAUUCUUGUUUAUUCUGGAACAGGUGUACUAAUCAAAAUGUUUUGCCAGGAAAAUGGUUCUGAUCUUUUAUACUUUUAGUUUAUACCCUUUUUAUUAUGCAAAAUUUUGAAUAAUGAUGUUGAUUUGUGGCAAUUUAUACUAGUUUAAAACUUUUCAAUAAAAAGCUUUUUAAAAAGGAAGAGGUGGAAAAGACAACCCUCAAUGCCACGCUGACCGAUGUGGCUCUUCCAUAUUUACACACCAGGUGCAGAAAAUGCAAGGGCUGAUUUUUACAUGUGCUUGUGAACAUGUUCUUUGCUCCUUCUCCCUCGCCCCACAGGUCCUAUUCCUUGGUCCUCUUAUCCAGCUCUCGAUGGACUGUCCUUGGGACCUGGUAGAAGGUUUGAAAGUUGCGUUUGGUAAGACUACGUAGAUUGGCAUGUGAUGGCAGGGCUUGGAGAGCAACUGCAAGAGACUCUAGGAGUGGGGCUGGGGAACUUUUACAGGCCAGGGGCCACAUUCCCUUCUGGAGAAGCUUCCAGGGGCCACAUGCCAGGGUGGGCGGAGCCAGAGGCAAAAAGGGGGUUGGAGUAACGAAUGUGAGCGUUACCCUUGUACAGGAGGCUAGUUUUUACACGAACUUACCCACCCACCUGCCUCUGUCUUCCGUCCUCGCAAACAAGAAGCAUUAUCAGAGUUCAUAGACAUAUUCCAGCCAGGCAAAAACACUGAAUGGGUGGGGGACAUGAAGCAGGUUUGGUAAGGGUUGCAGCCUGAGGAUCAGAUAGACAGUAAAGGCCUGGAAGGCUGCAUUUGGGCCUUGCUGUAGGGCAAAAAGCGAGUGUCUCCUUGUUUUCCCUCAUGACACUCUACUCCCAGUAUGCAGUGCGCUCAUUUCAGGAAGCAAGCUUUUCAUGCUGGCUGGAGCGAUGGGAGUUGUAGUCCAAAGCAGCUGGAAGGCUCACAGGUUGGCAAAGGCUGGUUGAUGGGAUGUCAUCCCAGUGCCUGCUUUUCCAUGCCUCUGUGGAAUGUGUGCUUUAAGCCCCUGGCGAAGUGGUUAUAAUUGCCCUCCUUCUUGGACACCCAUUGACAAAACACCCCUUUUUUUUUGCUACUGCUGUGCCUUCUCAAGAGGAGGGGUGGGGUGUAAGUAACACUACUCCUCCUCCUCGCCCCCCAGACCCCAGCUUUUGGGUUCUCUGUCUGACUGACAUGCGCUGGCUCCGCAACCAGGUCAUUGCGCCCUUCACGGAGGAGCUGGUCUUCCGGGCCUGCAUGCUGCCCAUGCUCGUCCCUUGCACGGGAUUGGGGCCUGCUGUCUUCACCUGCCCGCUGUUCUUCGGAGUCGGUGAGUGCCAUAUUUCUCUCCAGCAAGAGGAGACUGUUUCUUGAGGCGGUCCCAACCUUCACCUAAUUGCUUGGACUUUCUAGUUCCUUCUUAGCACAAGGCUGACACAUUUUUGUGGGCCUGAAACCAAGGAUGGUGAGCUUUUCAAGCUGUUUGGAGGUUACCAGACUCAAUCUCCCAUCAUCACUUGCUGGCUGGGGCUGAUGGGAGUUGUAGUCCAGUGAGGCCUACAAAGCCACAGAUUUCUCAGGGCCAAAACUGGAGCGUUUGUUUGUACUACAGAAAGUUUUGGGGCACUUCCUACUCUUUCUCUGGUUUCUUAAAUGUAUUUUUUUAUCAUUCCCUGCAUAUUCUAAAUUAACUUCACUUAUUCUUUUAUUCAGCUACUUUAAUUAUUUACUCUUAUGAAACUGCAGGUUAUUACAACAAUCCUGCCAAUGUCCUUAUCUGUUUACAACUCCCCUCUGAAGAAAGAUUGCAGCGUUUGUGCCUUUUUAGUUUAGAGAAAAGGCGAGUAAGAGGCAACAUGAUAGGAAUUUAUAAAAUUAUGUAUGGCAUAUUGAGAGCAGACAGAGAAAAACAUCCCACUUUCAUGACACUAGAACUCGUGGGCACCCUCUGUAUCUGAAUGUUGGGAGAUUCAGGACAGACAAAAGAAAGUAUUUCAUGCAGCUCAGAUUUAAACUAUGGAACUCACUUCCACAGGAGGCAGUGGUGGCCACCAAGUUGGAUGGCUUUAAAAGAGGAUUAGAUGAAUUCACAGAGGAGAAGUAGCUAUCAAUGGCUAAAACUUAGCCACAACGGCUGUACUCUGCCUCCACUGGGAAUCACAGGACGGGGAGCGCUCUUGUGCUCAGGUCUUGCUUUGGGGAUUUGCACAGGCAUCUGGUCGGCCACUGUGAGAACAGGAUGCUGGACUGAUGUAACGGGCUCUUCUAACGUCGCAGGAAGAACCUUGGCGUUUUGCAAGGAGAUGAUGGGGGGGGAGAGAAGGCUGUUCUGCCACAUGUGCUGAGAUGCGUCUUUGUUUUCUAGCUCACUUUCACCAUGUCAUUGAGCAGCUACGGUUUCGCCAAGGAAGCACAGCCAGCAUCUUCCUCUCAGCAGGUAUGGCUUGGGUGGUCCCUUAUUUUCCUCACCAUCAGAAGCCAAGAGGGUGGCAGGACAUUGGCCACAGGGUCCUUUUGAGAUACACACACACACACACAUAUACGGCAGUAUUACCAUUUCGGGAGGAGAUGUCAGCUGAGUGGCAGAGCGCACACUUUGCACCCAGAGGUUCAAUCCGCAGCUUCGAUUCCUGGCACGUUCCUUUGGAGGAAUCAGGUGGUCCCGUCUCUGCUGGAGGGCCAGGGGAGCUGCUGCCUCUCAGAGUACAGUCGUACCUUGGAAGUCGAAUGGAAUCCAUUCCAGAAGUCCAUUCAACUUCCAAAACGUUUGAAAACCAAAGUGAUUCGAAGCUCCUGCAUCCAAUCAGAAGCCACGGACCAUCAGACGUUCAGCUUCCAAAAUAGUUCGCAAACUGGAACACUCAUUUCUGGGUUUGUGGCAUUCAGGAGACAAAACGUUCGACAACUAAGCUGUUUGAAAACCAAGGUACGACUCUACAGGGCUAGAUGGACAAAAGGGUCUGUCCUGGGCUAAGGAAUUUGAUUGUUUGUUCUGCACAAAUGUAUAGAUUGGCGUUUAGCUCAGACUGAAAGGUGUAGAUGGCGUUGGCCAAGCAAAGUGGUUUGUAAGCCAAUUUCAUUAUGUGGUGUAUCACUGUGUGGGCGACUUGCUCAUCCAGAGGAUGCUGCCUGAAAAAAGGAUGCUUUCCCCAGCCCCCUACCACCCUCUUCUCACCCCUCUGCUAGCUUCUGAUGGACUGCUUCCUCCCUUUGCAGUGUUCCAGUUUUCAUACACAGCUGUUUUCGGAACAUACACUGCCUUCAUCUUCAUCCGGACUGGUAGGUGGGGAAAAUGAAUAAGGGAAUUGCACCAGUUGGGGUGGGGUUUAGGAAUGAGAAGGUGCUGCCUAUGUUAAUGGGGACCCCCCUGUCCCUCUCCUGCUCAGUUGCUCCCCAAGGUAGCAGCUGGCAAUCACAUUAUGCGUGUGAGAGAGUUUUGAGUAUUUCAGUUCCCUUGGAUACCAAAACCAAAUGGUUAAUGGCUGACAACGUUUGACACCAAAACUGGGCCAUGGAGAAUCAAGGGUUGGGAGGUAUUGGCAUGCAUUGGGUGAGUUCUGGUGGGUGCAGCAGUACUGAAAGAGAGAAGGCUUAAAAAACAUCCCAACGGGGACAGAAAUUUUUCAGCGCAGUUUACAGGGGCUGCACAAUGCUGAGUGUCAGCCAGAGGAGAAAAGCCGAAAGAGGUGGAGGCACGAGAGAAUGUGAAAUGAUGCCUGUUGUGAUGCAGGCCCUUCCCUUAGGUGUGGUGCCCCUGGUGUGGUGCAGGAAUGCAUGUCAGAGAGGCACUCCCCUUGGCCACGAAUCUUUCAGUGACUGUUGUCUUUCACCCUAACCUGCCUUUACCAGGUUGUCCUAAGGAGAGGUGGUGUGGAAGCAGAGGGCAGGAUUAAUAAAUAGCCUAAAAUCAGUGUGUGCUGCUGCUGCUUUUUACUUUAGAACACUGUAUUUCCCCUGAUAGGCAGAUUUAAGCAGAUAUUGCAAGCAAUCCAGAUUUCUUAGGGCAAUAGCAUUAAGAUACCAUAUAGGUUAAUUGAAUAUUCAGUCCGUGUGUGUGGUGAAAGGAAUUGGGAUGUCUUCAGAGAGAACUCUUAGCCUAAGCCAUUUCUGUUGCAACUCCACAUGAGUUUUCUCUUCAGCCCAUAAGGACUAGGGACUUAGGAUUUUAAAUGGCAUCUGCUGGAGGCAUUCUGCUCAUCCCCUCCUCCUCCCUCUCCCCACAGGGCACCUCAUUGGGCCUGUUCUCUGCCACUCCUUCUGCAACUACGUCGGGUUCCCUGCUGUCGGCGCAGCCCUGGACCACCCGCAGCGCUGCCUGGUUGUCUUCUUCUACCUGCUGGGAGUGAUCCUCUUCCUCCUCCUCCUGCACCCCAUGACGGAUCCCGCUUUCUUUGGCCACCUGCCCAUCUGCUCCCUCUCCAGACUGACUUCGCACACCAGCAGCCUUGGCAGCUUCUCCCUCUGCUCUUGACACCUGCCUGGGACGUUCUCCCAAUCUCCCCACACCCCAUGCACCCUUGCGUCUACAGUGGCACACAGCGCUGACGCUGUACACUUGCGCCGGUUUCGAGGUGGCUUUCUCCUCAUGGCCCCCACCCCUACCCUCCUCAUCCUCUUCUGCAGUUGUCAUGGGGAGAGUGGGAAAAGCCAUUUUCUGAAACCCGUUUGCGGUGGAAACGUAGCUGUGCCUGCGUUCUUGCACACAUCUCCGCCUGAGCCAGCCAGCCCUUUUUAUAGACCCCUGGGGGGGGGGCCUUCUUUUCCUCCGGGCCCCAAAGAGCUCUAUUUUUUAUUAUUAAAGGACUUUAACGAGGCCCUGUUGGUGUUUUAAUUGUGGCUGGGGUUUGAAGGUGGCCUGUCCUUCCGCUGUGCCGCUUGGUUAUAGACUUGGAGCUUGCGUUUUAUUUAGGGCUGGGAGUGGUGGGUGCUUGGUGAAGGGGCAGAGCUUGCUGAGUCUCUGUUGGUUCCAGCAGAGGGUGGGCCACAAGUACUUGCGACCAGGCAACAACUUCAUUGGAUGUCAAGGGGAUGGGGAGGCUGACCUUCCAGGUGUUGGGAAAUUCCAUCUCCCAUCAUCCCUAA
Messenger RNA from Podarcis lilfordi (Lilford's wall lizard), 8635 nucleotides. NCBI's taxonomy places the organism in Eukaryota, Metazoa, Chordata, Lepidosauria, Squamata, Lacertidae. The record is from the annotation of a GenBank genome assembly.